Messenger RNA from Cygnus olor (mute swan), 4294 nucleotides. RefSeq names its product nuclear factor, erythroid 2 like 1 (gene NFE2L1). Gene Ontology annotation, biological process: regulation of transcription by RNA polymerase II. NCBI's taxonomy places the organism in Eukaryota, Metazoa, Chordata, Aves, Anseriformes, Anatidae. The record is from RefSeq and is a predicted model, not a curated record. Gene Ontology annotation, molecular function: RNA polymerase II cis-regulatory region sequence-specific DNA binding; DNA-binding transcription factor activity, RNA polymerase II-specific. Gene Ontology annotation, cellular component: nucleus. The transcript is spliced from 6 exons. The coding region runs from base 77 to 2407 and encodes 776 amino acids.
CAGGGCGGGGAGCGCGAGCGGGGCCGGCGGCGGCGGCGGGGCUGGGAGCGAGCGGCGGCGGCGGCGGCGAGCGGAAAUGCUUUCUCUGAAGAAAUACUUCACUGAAGGCCUCAUCCAGUUCACCAUCCUGCUCAGCCUGAUCGGUGUCCGCGUGGACGUGGACACCUACCUGACCUCGCAGCUGCCCCCCCUGCGGGAGAUCAUCCUCGGGCAGAGCUCGGCCUACACCCAGACCCAGUUCCACAACCUGCGCAACACCUUGGACGGCUAUGGCAUCCACCCCAAGAGCGUAGACCUGGACUAUUACUUCACGGCUCGCCGCCUGCUCAACCAGGUCAGGGCCCUGGACAGGUUUCAGGUGCCCAGCACCGAGGUGAGCGCCUGGCUGGUGCACAGGGACCCCGAGGGCUCCGUGUCCGGCACCCAGCCCAGCGCCGGCAUCGCCCUCGAGAACGGCGGCGGCCUGCAGGAUGGGAGCGGCCCCGACGGCGGCGUGAGGGAGAGCGGGGCCGAGCAGGGCUUCGGGGAGGAGCUGGAGGACCUGGGAGCGGUGGCUCCCCCGGUGAACGGGGACCUGACCAAAGAGGACAUCGAUUUGAUUGACAUCCUGUGGAGACAGGAUAUCGAUCUCGGCGCUGGGCGAGAGAUUUUUGACUACAGCCACCGCCAGAAGGAGAGCGAAGUGGACAAAGACCUGAGCGAUGGGAGGGAGCGCGGGGACGGCUGGCGGAGCGCAGGGAGCGAGGGCCUGGACAGAAACCUGCUAGUGGAUGGCGAGACCGGGGAGAGCUUCCCUGCGCAGGUGCCUGGCGCGGAGGACCAGACAGCUCUGUCCCUGGAGGAGUGCCUUAGGCUGCUGGAGGCCACCUUCCCUUUCGGGGAGAACUCGGAGUUUCCAGCUGCAGAUGUCUCCACCCUGAGCGAAGCUGUGCCCAGCGAGAGCCGGCCCGCGGGCAUCCAGAGCAGCCUGCUGUCUCCUCUCCUCCCAGAGACCGAGUCUCCCUUCGACCUGGAGCAGCAGUGGCAGGACCUCAUGUCUAUCAUGGAGAUGCAGGCUAUGGAAGUGAACAACACGACCGCUGAAACCCUGUACAACGGCACAGGCGGGGACCUGCUGGCUUCUAACUACAGCCUCGCUCCAAACACUCCCAUCAAUCAGAAUGUCAGCCUGCAUCAGGCCUCUCUGGGCAGCUGCUCCCAGGACUUCUCCCUCUUCAGCUCUGAAAUCGAAAGCCCCUCCAUGGCUGGCAGCUCAGCCCUGCUCCAGCUGGCGCCGGACAACUCCACCGGCCUCAACACCACCUUCAGCUCCACCAACUUGAGCGGCAUCUUCUUCCCCCCGCAGCUGAACAGCACAGUCAACGAGACGGCUGGCCCCGAGCUGCCCGACCCGCUGGGCGGCCUGCUGGACGAAGCCAUGCUCGAUGAGAUCAGCUUGAUGGACUUGGCUAUUGAGGAAGGUUUCAACCCGGUGCAGGCCUCGCAGCUGGAAGAAGAGUUUGAUUCUGACUCAGGUCUUUCUCUGGAUUCUGGCCACAGCCCUGCUUCUCUUAGCAGCUCAGAAGCCUCCUCCUCCUCUUCCUCCUCCUCCUCCUCCUCCUCUUCUUCCUCCUCUUCCUCCUCCUCCUCCUCCUCCUCGUUUUCCGAGGAAGGAGCUGUCGGCUACAGCUCAGACUCUGAAAACGUGGACUUUGAGGAAACGGAAGGGGCAGUUGGGUACCAGCCUGAGUACAGCAAGUUCUGUCGCAUGAGCUAUCAGGACCCGUCGCAGCUCCACUACUUGCCUUACCUGGAGCACGUUGGCCACAACCACACCUACAACAUGGCACCGGGGACGCUGGAUCCCGAGGAGCCCAAAGUGCCCAGCGCAGGGAAGAAGAGCAGCAAGGAGAAACCGUCAGAGUUCCUGGACAAGCAGAUGAGCAGGGACGAGCAUCGAGCCAGAGCCAUGAAAAUCCCUUUCACCAACGACAAGAUCAUCAACCUGCCCGUGGAGGAGUUCAACGAGCUGCUCUCCAAGUACCAGCUCAGCGAGGCGCAGCUGAGCCUCAUCCGAGACAUCAGGAGGCGAGGCAAGAACAAGAUGGCUGCCCAGAACUGCCGCAAGAGGAAGCUGGACACCAUCCUGAACCUGGAACGGGACGUGGAGGACUUGCAGAGGGACAAGUCCAAACUGCUCAGGGAGAAGGUGGAGUUCCUCAAGUCCAUCCGCCAGAUGAAGCAAAAGGUGCAGAACCUCUACCAGGAAGUGUUCGGCCGCCUGCGGGACGAGAACGGCCAACCUUACUCUCCCAACCAGUACGCCCUGCAGUACGCCAGCGACGGCAGCGUUAUUUUGAUACCUCGCACCUUGGCCGACCAGCAGGCCAGGCGGCAGGAGAGGAAACAGAAGGACCGGAGGAAGUGAGGGGGGCACGCGGGAGGAGCGGGAGACUCGCUCAAGGUAGAACUGGAGAAGGGCUGAGCCUGGAAGUGCUUAGAGGAACUUUCAUGCCUUCUUAUCCAAUAUAUCUUCUCAAACAUGACUGCUGCCGGUCAGUGUACAGGAGGGACUGCGGGCGCUGCACGCUGCGUUUGAGGGCUCCCUGCGGGGAGGGACGGGGAGGAGCGGACAGUGCACUGGCGAGCCCAGCACCUUCCACAGCCUGGAAUCCUUUGAGCGCAGGAAACAAGCUGGCAUCACUGGUGGGGAGAUCAGCAGAGGCGGAAAAACUACUGUUAGGAACUGGCUUUAAGUAAGAAAAAGAGAUUUAAGCAAAUGAACUUAAGCUAUAGGAGAGACAUUUUUCUGAACUUCCAAAGUUCUGUGAUUUCAGGUAGUUGGGUUUUUCUUUUCGUUUUCUUUUCCUGAACCAGUUUUGACAUCGGUGUGUGUGAUUCGACCUGACUUAAUUCCAGAUUAGCCAACAUCCCUUCCUAGAUCAGACCAGUGCACACAUGGAAACACACAAGUGGUGCGACUUCCAUUAACCCUUUCCAGUCUGAGGGAGCUCAGGCAGGGCUUGCGGGAGAGCCCUUACCGUAUGCGUGGGGGAGCUGUGACGCCUUGGGGGCACCGAGCUGGGGUGUGAGGAUCUCUUGGGGGCGGCAGGGAGGGGGGACUGGGAAGGGUUAACAGAACCAGUGCGCUGCGCAUCCCCACCACACUCACAGAGCAUGUCACUGCCGCGCCAGCCCCGUGCUGGGCCGCUGGGAUGCGUUAGAUGAGAAGGCAGCAGUAGCCUGCAUGCAGAUGCUGUCUUCUCCCACUGACUGGCCGAGGAACCGCUUUGGGGGGACGUGGGGAGGGUGGGGGCAGCCAGGGCCCGCGGGCGCGGGGCGGGUGUGCGGCAGCGUGGGGCGGGUACAGCCCGAGGAGUGGCGCGCUCCUACCCCAGGCCGUGGGCUUGUCACUUAUAGAACUAGACAUCUGUUAGGAUUCCUGUUUCUUAACCGCGCUUUGAUUUUGUAGGGCUUCCGCCCUGUUUUCCCUAUAGGGUCUAGAGUGCUUGUGUUGAGUAAAAGGGAGAAGCCCAAACGUUCAAAGCUGCUAAAUGUUCUCUUUGCCAUAAAGACUCAGUGUAACCGUGUGAUCACAUUAUAGGAUUCUCUUCUGUCCCUAGGUGUUGGUCUGACUUCCUUUGUUUUAAGGAGGGGGGUGGGGGUAGUGCCUUGAUCACUGUUGGUCUCCGCCAUGGAGACGAUCCUAGAAGCUGUAUUUACAAUAUAGCACAGCUGGGAGUGUACCGACUUUACCAGCAACUGAAAAGCUUAAAAUGGCUUUCGGAGCCAGUCCUGUGCAUGUGAUACGGGGUGAGGGCGUAGCGCUGAGGGGGAGCGGCGCGCGGAGACGCGGGUGGUAACAGAGGAAACCUGGUAAUGCCAGAGGAAGCGAGCUGCUGCCGGGGGGGGCUGGAGAAGCCCGGGGCAGCGCAGGGCUGCUGAGAAGGAAGACGUCUGGCGUGGGCACACGUUUUCCAGGCUGUGGGGAAAGGAGCUGCAUCUCGGAGUGCGGCAUGGGGGGGCCGCGGGUGCUUGCCGUGUUCGCUGCGGCCCUGAGGGGCGUGCGGCGGCCGUGCCGAGACCACAGCGGGGCUCCCCCAUCCCGGACUCCUGAGAUCCAACAGCUUUACUUACGCGUGAGAUGAAGCACAAGUGGUGGCGAUGUGGGUGUGGGGAGGUUGGAAUGGAGCCCUGCGUGUAUGUUUUAAAUUAUUUUACUCUUAUAUACUUUAUUUUAAUGAUCUGUGACCUGUCAGGGAAAGAAGAGAGAUUGUGUGAGCACAGGACAAAAAAAAUAAAACGGCUUAUUCAC